AUGCUUGUGCUAUACGCUUCAACUUUUGCAACUCUUCAUGAUUCAAGAAGUGCUAAAGAGCUAUAUUCGAAAGGAGCGCCUAUGAAGCAGAGAAUCAGUUCUUUAGAUCUCAAACUUUUAGCCCAAGAAUUACAAAAAGCAAUAGAAGGGUACAGAUUAUCAAAUAUCUACAAUGUGGCAGAUUCCAAGAGACAGUUUCUACUUAAGUUUAACAAGCCCGAUUCCAAAAUAAAUGUAAUUGUGGAUUGCGGGUUGAAAGUGCACGUUACUGAAUAUACAAGACCAACUCCACAACUUCCAUCUGGUUUCGUUGCAAAGUUAAGGAAGCAUCUAAAAUCCAAAAGGUUGACUGCUUUGAGACAGGUUGAUAAUGACAGAAUAUUGGUCCUGGAAUUUUCAGAUGGUUUGUACUACUUGGUUCUGGAGUUUUUUAGUGCAGGUAAUGUACUGUUAUUAGAUAACAAUAGGUGUAUUAUGGCGCUUCAAAGAAUUGUGGAGGAACAUGAAAAUAAAGUUGGUGAGCUUUACAAGAUUUUCGAUAGUACUCUGUUUAAAGAAAAUCCAGAUAAUCCACUGGAACGGCAAUUCUACACUGAAGAGUUGGUGAGGGAAUGGAUAUCCUCCGCAAAAGAUACUACGUCCAACUCAAACACCAAAGGACCCACUGAUAAAAAAAAGAUAAAAGUUUUUUCUAUUCAUAAGCUUUUGCUAAGCAAGCAGCCUCAUUUAUCUUCAGAUUUAUUACAGAAAAAUCUAAAAGAGGCUGGAAUCAAUUGUGCUUCCUCCUGUUUGGAUUUUGUCAACAGAGAACAAACAAUAGUCAGCUUGCUUAACACUACAGCAAAGGAAUAUAAGCAACUACUUCAAACAGAAUUUAAAAAAGGUUUCAUAUUGGCGAAAAAGAAUGUAAAUUAUGAUUCGCUCAAGGAUAAACCAGAGCUUGAGUAUUUAUAUGAAAAUUUUCACCCAUUUAAGCCCUACAUUAGUGGUGCUGAAGAAAAGUCAGUCCGUAUUCUGGAAAUUGAAGGCUCCUACAACAGAACACUAGAUGUUUUCUUUUCCACAAUUGAAUCUUUGAAAUAUUCCCUGCGUAUUCAAAAUCAAGAGCUACAAGCCAAAAAAAAACUUGAGGACGCACGGUCAGAUAACCAAAAGAGAAUUCAAAGUCUAUCCGAUGUUCAGAUACUAAAUGAAACAAAAGCAAAUGCUAUCCUGAAUAAUACAGAUCUUGUUGACAGCGCUAAGCAAGCAGUUCAAGACCUUCUCGAACAACAGACCGACUGGAAUAUGAUUGAAAAGUUAAUAAUGAACGAAAAAAAGAGGAGAAAUAAAAUUGCAGAGAUUAUUGAGCUUCCUCUCAAUUUGAAAAAUAAUAAGAUCAAUAUUAAAAUCCCCCUACAGUCACCAUCACAAUUCGAAGAGGAGACGUUCUCGGAUAAUGAAAGUGUAAAAAGCAGCUUAAGUGAUUCAGAUUUUUCCGAUGAAUCGGAUUCAGAGUUAUCUGAUUUUAGCAUGGAAGAAGUAGUGGGGAGACAUGAGAAUACUAGAAAGAUACGCGCUAAGGAUGACAAACAACAUGUUACCGUGACUAUAGAUUUAUCGCUGUCUUCCUAUGCAAACGCCUCUCAAUAUUUCAACUCCAAAAAAGACAGUGCAGAGAAGCAAAAAAAAAUGGAAAAGCAUAUGGCCAAAGCUAUGACAAAUAUUGAGAAUAGAAUUGAUCAACAAUUAAAGAAGAAGUUGAGAGAGAGCCACACAGUGUUGAAAAAAAUAAGAAAGCCUUACUUUUUCGAAAAAUAUAACUGGUUUAUCUCAAGCGAGGGAUAUUUGGUGAUGACGGGAAAAAGUGCAUUGGAAAAUGACCAGAUAUAUAUGAAGUACAUCGAGGACGAUGACAUCUUCAUGUCUACUAGUUUUGGUUCAAAAGCUUGGAUUAAAAAUCCGGAUAGAGGUGAAAUUCCUCCUAACACAUUAAUGCAAGCUGGUAUCUUCUGUGCUUCUUCCAGUAAGGCCUGGUCCAAUAAGGUUGUGUGUUCUCCAAAAUGGUGUUACGCAAGGAACAUCACCAAAUUCACUCAAGAUGGGUCUAUCGUUGCAGAAACAGGUGAAUUUGUACUCAUAGAUGAACAGAAGCAAUCCACGCUUCCUCCCGCACAACUGAUUAUGGGUAUUGGAUUUUUAUGGAAGCUAAAACAAGAUAAUGAAGAUUCAGACAGGGAUGAAGACGAAGAAGCCGAUAUAGAAGAAGCGGCAACCGUUAAUAUGGGAUCCCUUAAGGAACUUGAUGAUAAGGAUGCGAGUAGUAAAAAUAGUAGUGAAGAUGUUGAUGUGUCUGAUAGUCUUGAAGAGGCCACAGGAAUUUCAGAGGAGGAUUCGACGAAAAAAUCUUUGGACAACAAUAAUUCCUCUGAUCCUAUCAUCACUGACUUGGAUCCUACAGGCGAUAUCAUUAAAAACAUGAAGAAAAAGGUCCGCGGUAAAAAGGGCAAACUAAAAAAGAUUCAAAGAAAAUAUGCAGAUCAAGAUGAAGACGAGCGUUUAAUGAGGCUACAGGCACUUGGAACUCUCAAAGGUAUUGAAAAACAACAAGAACGAGUUCAAAUUACUAUAAAUAAGCAACAAGAGCGUGAAUGGAAAAAAAAGAAACGAGAACAACAAGAAGAAUUCAAUGCACUACAGUUUACUAGCAGAAAAAUAAUGAAAAUAAAUUACAAUUUCAAGAAUCAGCUAAAACCCACCUUGUCUCCUGGCGAUGAAGUUGUUGAUAUUGUUCCAGUUUUUGCUCCUUGGCCAGCCUUAUUGAAGUAUAAAUAUAAAGUUAAGAUUCAACCUGGAAGCAGCAAGAAGACUAAAUCGAUGGCUGCCAUACUAACGUACUUCAAGGGACGGAAAGUUGAUACAUGGAGUCGUGACAAAGAACUUGAUUGGCCAAAGGAGCAUGAUUUACUUAACGGAUUGAAGGAGCAGGAGUUAGUUCCAAUCCUUUGUGUUGAUAAGUUAAACGUUUCCAUUCCUGGUUCUCAAGCAAAGGGUGGCGGCGUCUCCAAUGGUAAAGGAAAAGGAGGCGGAAAUAGAAAAACAAAAAAAACAAUAAAUAGAAGGACCUUAGUUAUAUAA
This is a messenger RNA of Kazachstania africana CBS 2517, 3117 nucleotides long. It is a transcript of the gene RQC2, whose product is annotated as Rqc2p. Gene Ontology annotation, molecular function: tRNA binding; ribosomal large subunit binding. NCBI's taxonomy places the organism in Eukaryota, Fungi, Ascomycota, Saccharomycetes, Saccharomycetales, Saccharomycetaceae. Gene Ontology annotation, biological process: rescue of stalled cytosolic ribosome; ribosome-associated ubiquitin-dependent protein catabolic process. Gene Ontology annotation, cellular component: RQC complex. Bases 1 to 3117 code for a protein of 1038 amino acids. The transcript has a single exon. The record is from RefSeq and is a predicted model, not a curated record.